UGGGCUUGGAGUAUUAAGGCCACGCCCCUAUUCUGCAUUCUAGUGGGGCCCUGGUUAUGCCUCCUGUGGCUCAGUCGCACAGCUCCCUGGUAGGUGACUGGAGGCAUUCAGCAGUGCUCACUGGGAUUUUGCUGAUGUGGCCCCAACCCCGCCUCCCUCCACACCCCACGAUGUCAGAAAAAACACAACAGGGGAAAUUGGCUACAGCCAAGAAAAAGCUAAAAAAAUUAUGGCAGAGGAAGAGCCCUGGCAUUCCAGGAGGAAAGCAAAUCAAUAGCAGUAGCCCUGAAGCAUCCACUUCUCGUGGUUACCACUCACCCGGGUAUUCAGCAACAGGUGUCUCCAGGGAGGGCCCUGCGUCAUCUACCCUGAAGGAUCUGGAGAGCCAGUACCAACAACUAGAGGUAGCCCUGGAUUCAAGCUCCACAAUAAUCGGCCAACUCAGCAAAAACAUCAAUUCACUGGGAAGAGCUCCUCGCAUGUUGAAGAAGGGGAAGUCCUGAUUACUGAAGCUCGGGAGGAGCUUGUUCAAGUUAAAACACCAGACGGCUGAACCCCUGGCCCCAGAGUCCCCAGCAGGGCCCUCUGAGGUGGAGCAGCUACAGGUUGAGAUCAACCAUCUAAAAAAGGAGCUGGAGAGCGCGAGAAGACAGCUCCAGGCCAAGGUGGAAAACAACAAGAUGUUGCUUCUCCUGAGCACCGGACACAAGGAGAGGCUACAAACACAGGAGAAGAGGAUACGUGAACGGGAGGAGAGGAUAUAUGAAUGGGAUCUGCAUAUACGGAAACAGGAGGAGAGGCUAUGCGAAUGGGGAGAGAGGCUAUAUGAAUGGGAACAGAGGCUACAGGAACGGGAAGAGAGGCUGCGUCAGCAGAAGAAGCUGCCAGGGCAGGAGAGGCCGCGGGAGCUGGAGAGGAUGCUGGAGCCGGGGUGGGAAGCCCUCGAUGAGGAGUGGGAAGAGCUAUCCAGCGCCUCGGAGGACCUGGCCCUACAGCUGCUGGAGCAGAAAAUAAAGGAGAAGAAGCCGGGUGGAGCUGAAGAGCCAAGAGGCUCAGAGUCUGCAGCAGCAGCCAGACCACUACCUGUGUACCGCUCUGGGAGCCCUAAUCCCACAGGAGCUGGGCAGAUCCAGCAGCUGCUUUCUGUAAUGCAGGACUCCCCAGGCUUGGGUGGAGAAGCUGUUGGUACAGGAGAGGCGGCAGGAGGAGCAGGAGAGGCUGCAUGCCAUUCUUUUCGGGCUGCCAAGAACGGGAAGAGACAUCUUCUUCAAGAGCUGGUCAAGAAAUUUAAAAACAAACAAACAAAAAAAAAACGGUUAAGGGGUUAAUCUCCUACACAAUUCAUUUACUUCAUUUGAAAGUUAGAGCCACUUAUGUUUAUUUGUGUUUCUAAUUUAUAGUUUAAAUUUAUUUGUGUUUCUAAUUUAUAGUUUAAAUUUAUUUGUGUUUCUAAUUUAUAAUUUAAAUUUAUUUGUAAAAAAUUAAAGGAGAGUGGGUCUUUCCCUCAUGUUCACUCUGGCAUCCUUUAGCAUUUUUUUAAUUUGAUAAUUAUAGGACGUUAGCAUGCAUAUCGAGUUUGCCCUUAUGUGGUGGGAGUUCAAACACACAAAGACCCACUAUAUGCACACAACUGUUCUUGCUGGUUUGGGAUAGGCUGCCAUGCUUUUUUAAUGUUAGUGCAGCAUGUAUAUUCAUUACGGAAUUCAGAUAGAAUUUGCUUAUGUUCUGCUGUUAUGUUUGAUCAAAUCCUAAUCACAGUGAGCUCUUCAUUAGCUCAAUAUGUGGUUUGCCCUCAAGUGCACAGUUUAUUACUUUGUAAUAUGCCACUGUGAGUACUGACGUUUACAGCCGUUUAAAGGCGGAGCACUGGAAACAGCCUUUCCCCCUUUUUCUGUGUAUUGGGGAUUGGAGUAAUAACAUUUUGGGGGGCUUUUUAAAUCUCCCAGAAGAGGAAAGUGGCCUGCUCUGGCAGGUGUGUGCAGGAUAGAAUAUGUUUCAUUUGUUCCGGUGCCAAGAAUGAGCACUGUACUAUGGUAGUUCCCUUAGGAUUUGUAUGUGCUCUGGGCUCAUGAAGAUAUUGCAUCAUGAGCUGUGGCAGUUGUUCUCUUUUUUGACGACCUAAAAAGGGAUUAUUUCUGAGGAGUGAAAGGCUCCCAUCAUGACUGUGGAUGUGGAAAACUUUUCUAGCUGAGAGCGUUUAUAUCUACAAUACAUUUUAAAGUCAGAGUUCAUGUUCCCUGUUUUAAUCAGAUGACUACAUGUCCCAGUACACAAAAGGGCACUGGCUGGCAUUCUUCUUAAUGUAUUUAGUAAAGAUCAGAAGAAAUCCUUUAAGAGUUUAAAUGUCCCUGCAACAGGCAUACAGGCUCUAGUCAAGAAUGAAUUCGAGUGAAGGAAAGGUGUGUGACACCUGGCGUUCCUCUAUGUUCAUGGAGCUUAUUUGGGGCUGGAAGAUGGAUUUCACCAUCUAGAUCUCUCUGGCUAAUACCUAGUCUUCAACCAUCUGACAUAGGAAUUUACUUCUUUUCCUUGAAAGGAAAACACUUUAAAAAUAAUAAGAAACAUUAUUAUAAACUAAUAUAUGUGAGAGUACUUAGUUGAAACAAAAAGGAGUUUUAGUAGACAGUGGUAUACUACAUUUGAAAAUCAAGGAGAAGUUUAUGCAACUUAAAAUGGUUACAAACUGCAGUGCAAUCUACUGUUUGUGAAUGUCAAAGUGUUAUGAGGAAAAGUGUCUAUACAAUCACAGAGUUAUAUUUCCUCACAAAGUUC
Messenger RNA from Symphalangus syndactylus (siamang), 2772 nucleotides. Its product is annotated as golgin subfamily A member 6-like protein 9. NCBI's taxonomy places the organism in Eukaryota, Metazoa, Chordata, Mammalia, Primates, Hylobatidae. The record is from RefSeq and is a predicted model, not a curated record.